This is a messenger RNA of Kwoniella botswanensis, 930 nucleotides long. RefSeq lists its product as uncharacterized. The record is from RefSeq and is a predicted model, not a curated record. Bases 1 to 930 code for a protein of 309 amino acids. The transcript is spliced from 4 exons. Lineage: Eukaryota; Fungi; Basidiomycota; Tremellomycetes; Tremellales; Cryptococcaceae.
AUGUCGGCAUUACAUUCAGCUGUAACAUCCAUAACUCAGAACAUCCCAUCAUUCCUGCGUCAACCCGCAGAAGCGUUGAUAGGUGAACAAUGCUAUGAUAUCCUGGUAUACAACUUCGAUAUCACCCAUGUCGAUUGUUUGAAAUACGCUUUAUCAAAGGGAUUGGGAUUGGGCAUAGUUGUCGGUGGUGGAAUAGUCAAGAUUCCUCAAAUAUUGAAGAUUGUUGGAUCUGGAUCUGCAAGGGGUUUAUCGCUUUCUGCUUAUAUCCUUGAAACAGCUUCAUACGCUAUCAACCUCGCUUACGCAUCUCGAAACAGAUUCCCAUUUUCGACCUAUGGAGAAAACUUUUUCCUGACGAUACAGAAUGUCAUCAUCACCUUGUUGAUCUUGUUCUUCUCCACGCCAAGGGGAGCUAUAUUGACCUCUAAACAGUCAUCUGGCGGUAAUUUGAGUAAAGUCAUUACUGGGUUGUUGAUCACUCUCGUUACUGGGGUGGUACUUUGGUCAGAAAAUCUUUGUCCACCUGGAAUGCUUGCCCUGCUUCAAGCUGCUACGCUGCCAUUAUCAUUAAUCUCCAAAGCACCUCAAAUUUUCUCGAACCACAAACACAAAUCGACCGGUAAUCUAUCGGCAUUUGCAGUAUUCAAUGCCCUAUUGGGAUGUCUGGCAAGACUGUUCACCACCAAGCAGGAAGUAGAUGAUCCAUUGAUCUUUUGGGGAUUCGCAGGUGCAGCUGUACUGAAUGCUGUAUUGGCAUUACAGAUGAUAGCUUACUGGAAGAAUCCCGGUGGAACCGAGAAUGAUCUGUUGAAGAGCAACAUCAGGAGACAUAGUGCUGAAGAAAGAGGUACUACCUCACAUACCUCGCCUGAAAAGAUAUUCUCGAACGAUACGGGUGUGGGUAAACGAUGGGCCAGGAAGGUUGAUUAG